Glycine soja is the source of this 1217-nucleotide messenger RNA. RefSeq lists its product as uncharacterized. The record is from RefSeq and is a predicted model, not a curated record. The transcript is spliced from 3 exons. Gene Ontology annotation, molecular function: polysaccharide binding. The coding region runs from base 11 to 925 and encodes 304 amino acids. NCBI's taxonomy places the organism in Eukaryota, Viridiplantae, Streptophyta, Magnoliopsida, Fabales, Fabaceae.
UGCUCAUGUUAUGUUACCAUUAUCCCCCAUCAGACGCUACUGCUUUAUGACCCGAAGCUUGUUGAAGCCUGCUAGAAACCAAGUCUUUAAAUGCUUUUUGCAAAAUUCUUCUAGUCUAGGCGGCUCAAGUUUCUUAACAAAUACUAGAUUCAUAUUUUAUUCUUGGUCUUCGUCCCCCACCAAACAGUCCCAAAAGAUGGAUGCAUUCAUCUUCCUCUUCCUCUUGUGUGUUUUCUGCUUCCAAAGUAAGGUGACCUAUUCAACAAAGUGCGGAGAUGCAGGCCCUGAAAUCCACUAUCCAUAUCAGAUAAAAGGUCAGCAGCAACAACAGAAUGAUGCCCUUUCUGGUUUUGAGCUUCUUUGCAAAGACAACCUCACCACUAUCCACUUUCCAUCUUAUGGGAAUUUGGUAGUUAAGUCCAUUUCCUAUGACACCAAAAACAUUCACCUCCUUGACCCCAACAACUGUGCCCAUCGUGUCUUUCUCAACCUCAACCUCUCCCUCACACCGUUCCACUAUUUUUAUGUUCUGAAAAACUACACGUACCUCAAUUGCUCCACCACCCUUCCACGUCCUUUCGUGGAGGUUCCGUGUUUAAGUGCUUCGAGCUAUCAUGUGUACACAGUUGACCCUGCUGUGCCUGUGCCGGGUUCAUGUGAAGGAGUCAAAACCGUAGCCAUUCCUUUUGCGUAUAGCCCUUAUCUCUCAGACAAAAGUCUUGGUCUUAGAUUAACAUGGCACUUGCGUGAACUUGAAGGCAACGAAGCAGUAAACCUGAAUAGAAGUUCCCACAAAUCGCGUAAUAUAGUUAUAGGCUUUAGCAUCUGUGUUUUCGUGAUGGCCAUGCUAUUGCUUAUAAGCAUAAAGGUUCGUGGUGCCACGAGGAAUCUCCAUCAGAAAGAAGAACAGUUAUUGCAGAGCUAGACGGAUUUCUAGCUCAACAGUAAUAGAUAGGCUUUUUCAACAACAUUCCUAUAGUUACGUAAUACUUAUAUUUCUCUUCUACCUCUACUUUGUGUUUUUUCUCCCUCUUUUCCUGUAACAUGACGUUACCUGUUACAUUUUUCACUUAAAUAUGUUUUCUUCUUAUCUCACGUUAGGUGAAACCUAGUGAGUAUAUGAAUAUUGAAUUUGUUAAGUUGUUAUAUAAUAUUACUAGCGAGGAAAAGCAGGCAAGUAGAGUUUUUGCGCAAGUAAAUAAUAGAAUAGUUUCUUA